Cornus florida is the source of this 798-nucleotide messenger RNA. RefSeq lists its product as uncharacterized. The transcript has a single exon. Gene Ontology annotation, molecular function: aspartic-type endopeptidase activity. The record is from RefSeq and is a predicted model, not a curated record. Lineage: Eukaryota; Viridiplantae; Streptophyta; Magnoliopsida; Cornales; Cornaceae. Gene Ontology annotation, biological process: proteolysis. Bases 1 to 798 code for a protein of 265 amino acids.
AUGAUAGUCCAGAGUUCUCGGCCAGGCAGAGGGUCUUCUUCGAGUGUUCCUACUCAACAGUCUGGUUAUCAGACAGAUGGUUCUCAGGGGCAGAGGACCCAGGGUCGUGUUUUUGCACUCACUCCAGCCGAGCCAUCAUCCAGUCCUUCAGUUGUCAGGGGUAUGUUUCUUGUGUCCCAUUCUUGGGCUAGAGUGUUGCUUGAUUCUGGUGCCUCUUAUUCAUUUAUAGCUUCAUCAUUUGCACGGGCAUUGGGUUUGGAGGUCAGUCAGUUAGACAGAUCGCUUUGUGUUGACACGUUUAUUGGGGGUUCAGUCACUCUUGGAAGAGUUUAUAGGAGUUGUUUUACUACCAUUGCCGGCCAGAUUCUUGAGUUCGAUCUCAUCCUUCUCGAGAUGACAAGGUUUGACGUCAUUCUUGGGAUGGACUGGUUGUCUUCCUUCAGGGCUGUUAUCAAUUGUUUCAGGGGUAGAGUGUCAGUGUGUACCCUGGAUGGGGAUUGCUUCUGUUUCGUGGGGGAUCAGUAUGAUUCAUUUACUCCUUCAUUUUACGGCAUUAGAGGUUGGGAUCGGCAGACUUUUUUCUUGGCUAGCCUUUUUGCCGAUGACGAUGUUGAGUUUGGUGGGGCUGAUUAUCCAGUGGUUGUGUGUGAUUUUCUGGAUGUGUUUUCAAAGGACUUGACUGAGUUGCCUCCACACCGAGAAGUAGAGUUUGCUAUCGAUUUGAUGGCUGGUACAGCGCUAAUUUCUAUGACACCGUAUCGUAUAGCACCGAUUGAAUUGGAAGAAUUAAAGAAGUAG